Messenger RNA from Meleagris gallopavo (turkey), 2390 nucleotides. The record is from RefSeq and is a predicted model, not a curated record. NCBI's taxonomy places the organism in Eukaryota, Metazoa, Chordata, Aves, Galliformes, Phasianidae.
AUGUGGGUGACUGUAGGAGAAGAGCCAAAAGGUUUUUCCGGAUCGCAUGCCAACAAUAUUGCAGACAUUAUAUCCUCAGGACACACAUUUGUUACUCUGCAUGCUGUUGUGUAGCUAAGUAUUUCUUCAUUUCUCUUUGACUGCUAGGGAAAGAUUGGUAUUUGUUGCACUUAACGCUUACUGUGAUGGAUGUGAAUGACAACGUACCUGAAUGGGCCAUGAAGCCCUUCCCAUUCUUGGCUGUGGUUUCUCCCCAAGCUACAGAAGGAACUGAAGUAUAUAAGCUGCUGGCUGUGGAUGCGGAUGAAGGGAUCAAUGGAACCGUAGAAUAUUUUCUCCUGGAAGGUGGAGAAGGCAGAUUUCAGGUUGAGAGGGACACGGGCUGGAUUAAAACAACAGGCUUGCCAUUAGUGAGGAAUAAGGAGUAUUUGCUGACCGUGCUGGCAGCAGAUAAACUUGGAAGCAAAGGGUCUCCAGCCUCUGUUUCUGUAAUUGCUGGCUUUCGACCACCACAGUUCACCAACACAUCAUACUUGGUUUAUGUUCCUGAAAAUACAGCAGAAGGAAAAUCAUUUCUUAGGGUCACUGCUGUAUCAUAUCAAAACAAAUCCCUGAGCUACACUUUGCUAACCAAUCCAAGUGGUCUGUUCAGCAUUGAUCAGGCAACAGGGGAUAUCAGCUUAACGCAGAGCGUGGAUUAUGAGAGUGACCAACACCAGUACCUUCUUUUGGUCAGAGCAGAAGAAAAUGAACAAUUCAGUAGUGCAGCUGAGGUUUUGGUUGUAAUUACUGAUGUGAACGAUUGCGCUCCAGAAUUCCAUCAGUCCAUUUACAGCAAAGCCAGUGUUCCUGAAACAGUUACUACGACUACUGCACUUCUACAAGUGACAGCCACUGACUGUGAUUCAAAAGAAAAUGCUGAAAUAUUGUAUUACACUUUGAGUCCAGACUUCAGUAUUACUUCUCAUGGUACUAUAUUCCCAGCAAGAGAAUUGGACUAUGAACGACCUAACCAUCUUUAUGAGUUCAUAAUUAUGGCUGUGGAUAAAGGGGAAGAUCCAAAAACUGGGACAGCAACUGUUAGGAUCCAUGUUUCAAACGUAAAUGAUGAAGCUCCUGAGUUUUCCCAGACAAUUUACAGGAGCUUUGUUUCUGAAGAUGCAGGCCCAAAUACAUUGGUAGCUACAGUCAAUGCUGUUGACCCUGAUGGAGACGGUGUGACCUAUGAUAUUCCCUCUGGGAAUCAAAAAGGAAACUUCAUUGUUGACCCUAAGAAAGGGCUAGUUAGACUUCGUUCAAGCCCAUUUCCAAAGCUGCAGGGGACAGAGUAUGUACUUAAUGUCACAGCUACAGAUGAUAACGCUUCGGGAGGGCCCCAUUCUCUUACAAGUACUGCUCAGGUUAUUGUGAAAAUUGAUGAUGUCAACAACAACAAACCAGUCUUUCAGAAGUGUCAUUAUUAUAGGGAACAUGCUUCUGUGUUGGAAAACCAACCCUUGGGGACAGCUGUACUGCAAGUUGAAGCAACUGAUGCUGAUGAAGGAGCCAAUGGUAUAGUGAAAUAUGGCUUGAUGCACAGAGAUGGUGUCCUACCAGCAUUUAGAAUUCACCCUGACACAGGAGUUCUGACAACUGUUCAGGUAUUUGAUAGAGAAAAACAGAGGGAAUAUCCUGUCACUGUGACAGCAACAGACCAGGCAGCAGAACCACUCAUUGGAAUGUGUCAGAUAAAUGUUCUCAUUCUGGACCAAAAUGACAAUGAUCCCAGAUUUGAAAACACCCGCUAUGAAUAUUUCCUAAGAGAGGACACAAGAGUUGGGACCAGCUUUCUCCGUGUUACAGCCCAUGACGAUGACUACAGCUCUAAUGCUGUCAUCACAUAUUCUAUAGCAAAUGGGGAAACAGAUUACUUACAGAUUAAUCCCACUAGUGGCUGGAUAUUUGUUAACCAACCCAUAUCUCAGAGGUCAUCUAUAAUUCGAGAUAUUAUUGCUACAGAUGGAGGCAAUAGGAGCAGUAAAGUUGAACUUGUGGUAACUGUUACUAGUGCAAAAAACCAGCCUCCGCAGUGGGAAAGAGGCAGCUAUGAAGUUGUCAUUCCAGAGAAUACUACACGAGAUGCAUCAGUUUUGAGAAUCAAAGCGACUUCCCCCCUUGGUGAUCCUCGUGUGACUUACAACCUAGAAGAGGGACUUGUUCCAGAAACCAACAUGCCAGUUCGUUUCUACUUGACUCCAAACAGAGAUGAUGGCUCUGCUUCAAUCCUGGUAGCUGAGCUACUGGAUUAUGAAACAACAAAGAACUUUCUGCUGAGAGUUCGAGCACAGAAUGUUGCUGCAGUUCCUCUAGCAGCAUUCACUACGAUCUAUAUUAAUGUAACAGGUGUGUAA